Messenger RNA from Pieris brassicae (large cabbage white), 1505 nucleotides. RefSeq lists its product as uncharacterized. NCBI's taxonomy places the organism in Eukaryota, Metazoa, Arthropoda, Insecta, Lepidoptera, Pieridae. The record is from RefSeq and is a predicted model, not a curated record. Bases 207 to 665 code for a protein of 152 amino acids. The transcript has 3 exons.
AGUAUCCAGAAAUAGAUAUUUUAGUACGGACAGCGCUAUCGAUCUGCGAAUAUCGGAAAAUUCUAUUACAAGAUUAAAUAACCUUUGUUAUUCUUCAAAUUACAAAAUAAUUUACUGUCCAAUGAUAAGACAAAGAUAAAAGUUGAGUGCAGAUUAGUUAUAAACGGUGAGCGUGUGACAGUGCGUUUGUAACGUUCGAUGAGAAAAUGUUUUUUGUUGUAUGUGUGGCGGGAUUAUUAUCACUGGUGUCAUCAGAAAGCUGCUUUUACCAGCGAUGCUUAGCUUGUCACCCACAAGAAACAAUUUGGCCUGGAAAUCGUCAAGAAUGUGAUCCUUCCAACUGGGCAACAGCGGAAUGGGUUCACAAUCUGGGACAUCCACCGCCAAAAACUGAUUCCAGAAUUAACGUGGAAAUGCGUUGUCUCAAAAUGGUAGCUACGCCUGACGACAAGACUUUUGGAAAUACGGUAGAUGUUAUCAAAGGAUGUGUGCCGAAGGUGCAAGUAGAUUCAGUAUGUCUGGGCUUAGUGGCGGUCGAGCGCGCACGGGGUCACAGCGACGCAAGAUGCUACAUUUGCAACGGAAACGAUUGCAACUCCGCGUCGCAUAUCAACCCCAGUAUGGCUCCUUUGCUACCGCUCAUAUUAUACUAUGUACUGAGGUGAACGGGAUGUAUUAAAAAAUAGAGUUAAUACGCGCAAUUAAUGCGAAAUUAUAAAAAUACGUAAGGUCUUUAAUAGGCCAUUUAACUAUUAAUAUCAAAGUCAAUAUAAAACACUUAGAUUGAGGUAAAUUUUGACUUCAAUUCGGCGUGGGAUGGACACGUUCCUGUUCGUGUCUUAUGGAUGUACAGACUCCAUUGACUUGAAACAUUUUGCCGUCUCCGUCUGUUCAGUUAAAAUCAACGCUCACAAGGCUUUCAUUUGCUUUUUUUCCUUUACGUUUGAGUAACUUUAAAUGUGACAACCGUAUCUUAGGGUUUUUAAUAAGAGGCUUCGUUCUUGGUACGACAGAGCAUCAAUAUAUAAUAUGUGAAAUGGUUAUAUUAUAACAGUCUUAUACUUGAACAAACUAUACCCCAAAUAGCUAUUGAAUGAUUUAUCCUAAUCUCGUGUCGCUUUGUAAAUAAAUAAACAGAUGUCAAUUGUUUUUUUUUCUUUUGACUAAUCUACUGUUUUAUACAAUCAUUUCAUUCAGAUCAGUGUUUCUCAACGUGGCGCGCCCCACAGUGAGGCAAUUUUAUUGUUAAAGGGGGCGUUUUGAAAAUUUAUUAAAAUUAUUUGGAAAUUCAAUUUCAGUUUUUCAUUCUUUUUUUUAAAUUAACUUACUGUGUUUCGUCCUCAAACGAAUAAUUAAAUUUUUUGUAAUAUUAAAAAUUAUGUACUAUAUUACAUAGCUAAGGAGGUACAAACACGGUUGUAAAACACUGAUUUAGAUUAUCUAUGGUUAUCUAAGUUCGAUCUCCAUUCCCAAUUAUACGUGUCGUAAAGUAACACAACUGCUCA